UACCCGACACGGAAAUGACGUAAGCAGUCUUCCGCUGCUGUCAAGGGCAUCGGAAACUUGCGUGAGCCGAAGCUAGCCGUAGCUGUCCACACGUGCAGUCAAAGCAGGUCGAUAAAGAUAAAAUAAAGGUCGCGAAAUGGACGGGUUCGGUUCAGACUUCUCAGCAGGCGGAUCCGGAGGUAAGGUGGACACCGGUACCAUCAUGGAGCAGGUCAAGGUCCAGAUCGCGGUGGCGAAUGCACAGGAGCUACUGCAGAGAAUGACGGACAAAUGUUUCAAGAAGUGCAUAGGUAAACCUGGGAGCACGCUGGACAACUCUGAGCAGAAAUGUAUUGCAAUGUGCAUGGACCGGUAUAUGGAUGCCUGGAACACCGUGUCCCGAACAUACAACUCCAGAUUACAGAGGGAAAGAGCUCGCAUGUGAACAUCCCUCUCGUCACCCUUCCCUUCGUCAGGCUGCUGCCUACAUUGAGGAGGAGCACAGCGCGCCGCUGGAGGCCAGGAGCUGUGCACCAGUGUGUACUGUAUUCCCAUAGCAGCAGUACACCACCACCCUCUGUCAUAAUACCUCACGGACAGGCAAAGAAAGCACAGCCUGUGGACUCUAGCCAUAACAAUGUCUUCUGUGGACAUUUUUCAUUUUGCUCUGAGGAACAGUUUAGUAACAAAUGUAUGAUUAUUUGUCUUUUUAUGUUAUAAAUAAUUAAUCCUCUGGUUAACAUAAGAGAAGCUGCAAUUUGGACCUGCGUGUUGAAAAUUCAUGAAAGUCAGGAGAAUGAGGAACUUUAAAUUGCCCGUUGGAGUGAACAUAAAAGUGUGAAUGUGUUUGUAUGGAUGUGCUAGCCCCCCGGUGAUCUCUCCAGGCCGUACCCCAUGUCUCGUGCACUGCAUGCCGGGAUACAUUUCAGCCCCCCUUAAUAGCAGUUGAGAAAACAAAGGGACAGAUUGGGUCUUCAUCUCACAUUAGUCUACUGUUUUUUGUAGUAAGUAUAAUAUUAUGUGUUUACUGCAGUGUGAUGGCAGUAAAUACCGACACCUUCCUGCCAUCACACUAAGGUUGAAUGUGUCUUGUGUUGAGGAGUCUGUAUAAUUAGCACACAUAAUACAAAUAACCAUAGACAUCCUCUUAGUCAAUACAGUUGCUCCUUGAAGCUGCCAGCAUUGUGCACAGCUUUGCUUCCCAUUCUUCUCACUGUGUUUGUGCUCAAAGAGAGACAAAAUAUUUGUCCUUAGAAAGAAAGUAGCACAAGCGGGUGCCCUCAAGGGACAACCCAGACUCUCCUUAACAUGCUUUUACUCUAAAAGACCUGCUUAAAUCACCUUGAGGAGCAACUUGGUGUUUUCACAGCCGUCAACCUGACAUUCACAAGCCUACAAACAGUCCUAUAUCAAAGUACGCCUGGAGAACAAAACUGUUUUGUCUGACCUGUUUUUUAGUUGUCACUCUAUCUGCAGCCCUCCACAGUAGUGGGCUUGUUUCAGCAGGGUCUGCCUUGCUCUACACGGGGUACUGAACCUCUCUCAGCUUUGUGUGCAUGGUUUGUCAAAUGUCUGGGAACUACAGUCCUUUUUUUUUUUGGUAGGAAAGUAAGAGCCAGAAAAGCCUGUGAACAUUCUUUGCGGUGUGAUUGUGAGCAAAUUGAAUGAUUUUCAUGGAAAAAAAACAAAAAUAAAACAAUCAAUAAAUCUU
Acanthopagrus latus (yellowfin seabream) is the source of this 1690-nucleotide messenger RNA. It is a transcript of the gene timm13, whose product is annotated as translocase of inner mitochondrial membrane 13 homolog (yeast). The record is from RefSeq and is a predicted model, not a curated record. Bases 137 to 424 code for a protein of 95 amino acids. Lineage: Eukaryota; Metazoa; Chordata; Actinopteri; Spariformes; Sparidae. The transcript has 3 exons.